Cercospora beticola is the source of this 835-nucleotide messenger RNA. RefSeq names its product GFA family protein. Gene Ontology annotation, molecular function: carbon-sulfur lyase activity. NCBI's taxonomy places the organism in Eukaryota, Fungi, Ascomycota, Dothideomycetes, Mycosphaerellales, Mycosphaerellaceae. The record is from RefSeq and is a predicted model, not a curated record.
UCACACCUUCUCGUCAGCAGCUGGAGCUCCAGCUCCACGACAGCCCAGACGUCAUCGACUACUUUCGAACCGCUUACCAAUAGUGUCACCGACGAUGAGCAAUCAGCAUGCAAGUCAGAGCUCUGAACACAAGCACUGCUCUGUAUUGUGUUCGUUAUCUGAUUGUCCCGCUGCUGCGACUUCCGUGUAGCCCUUGGACUGCGUCCAGACCGCUUACCUUGUCUACAUCGAGGUUAGACCUCUCGAAACAGAACUCGCCCCAUAAGAACAAGCAGCUCGCUACAAAAUGUCUCCGAAAGAAAUUGUCCUUCCAUCCGAAGGAGCUCAUGGCGAGAAGGAUGGAACAGCAACGGCAACUUGCUACUGCGGUGCAGUACAAAUCGAGGUGCCUACCGAAGGAGAAGGAUUGGUAGACACUUUCAUCUGCCACUGCACAGAUUGCAGGAAAAUCACAGCUUCCAUGUUCGCCUCCAACUUCGUCGUCAAAGACUCCCACCUCAAACACCUUCGCGGCGAAAACAAACUCACAAAAUUCAAACAAUCCGCCACAAUCGCCACAGGAAACUGGAUGGAAAAUUCUUUCUGUUCUGUCUGCGGAACUCUCAUGUAUAGACGUUCCGAAGGGUUUCCUGGAAUGUCGAUUCCAAGGAUCGGAACGAUUGAUGAUUUUGGAUUGCAGGAGACGAAGUUUAAGCCGAGGAUUGAGACGUUUGAGAAGGAUCGGUGUGCGUGGUUGAAGCCGGCGGAGGUGAAGGAGCAUGUUGAGGGGGCGUAUUAUACGGCGGGGAAGGAGUGGAAGAGUAGUCAUGAUGGGGUGGGAGGGAAGGGAGAGUGA